This is a messenger RNA of Eutrema salsugineum, 1214 nucleotides long. RefSeq names its product protein LST8 homolog. Lineage: Eukaryota; Viridiplantae; Streptophyta; Magnoliopsida; Brassicales; Brassicaceae. The transcript is spliced from 10 exons. Gene Ontology annotation, biological process: TOR signaling; regulation of actin cytoskeleton organization. The record is from RefSeq and is a predicted model, not a curated record. Gene Ontology annotation, cellular component: TORC1 complex; TORC2 complex. Bases 100 to 1083 code for a protein of 327 amino acids. Gene Ontology annotation, molecular function: protein binding.
ACUAGCGAAAACCCUAGCUCGUAGAUUCUUGUUGGGAUCUGUAAUCUUCUGUAGAUCUUCUCGGAUCAAAUUAUCAAACUAAUUCCCAUCAAUUCAAGAAUGUGUCAUCCUUCCGUGAUUCUCGCAACGGCUAGCUACGAUCGUACCAUCCGAUUCUGGGAAGCCCAAACCGGUCGCUGUUACCGGACCAUUCUCUAUGCUGCUUUGCCUAAAAACGAGCUCGCGGAAGGCCGAGGAAAGCCUCGGCAUGUAAAUAGGCUCGAGAUAAGCCCAGAUAAGCGUUACCUAGCAGCAGCUUGCAAUCCUUACAUUCGACUCUUUGAUCUCAAUUUCAGUAAUCUACAUGUGAGGACUUUUGCUUCACACACCAGCAAUGUUAUGGCACUUGAAUUUCAACGUGAUGGCAGAGUGAUGUAUUCAGGAUCAGAAGAUGGCACAGUUAAGACGUGGGACAUGAGGGCUCCCAAUUUCGUAAGGGAGUAUGAAGCGAAUUGUUGCAUAAAUGAUUAUGAAAAUGAUUGCGCAGUUAACUCAAUUGUUUUACACCCAAAUCAGAAUGAAUUGAUAACUGGAGACCAAAACGGAGCUAUAAGUGUAUGGGAUCUCAGAGCAGAUUCGUGGAGGCUUGAACUGAUACCAGAAGGUGCUAUACCUGUACGGUCUUUAAGCGUUAUGUCGGAUGGAACAAUGUUGGUUGCUGCUAAUGACCGUGGCACAUGUUACGUAUGGAGCAUGUUGCGUGGAAAUCAGAUGAUGACCGAGUUUGAGCCCCUUCAUAAGCUACAAGCUCAUGAUGAGCCCAUCCUAAAAUGUCUUCUAGCUCCUGAAAAAAAAUAUCUAGCGACCGCAUCAUCAGACAAAACUGUCAAAAUAUGGAACGUCGAUAAUUUCAAGCUAGAGAAAGUCUUAACAGGACAUCAAAGAUGGGUCUGGGACUGCGCCUUCUCAGCGGAUGCAGAAUUUCUUGUAACCGCAUCAUCGGACAUGACAGCUAGAUUGUGGUCCAUGAAAACGGGAAAAGACGUGAGAGUGUUCCAAGGUCAUCACAAAGCCACUGUGUGUUGUGCACUCCGUGAUUUUUAAUUAAAUCCUGAUUAAUAAUCAAGCAGAUUGAAACUAUGAGCAAAUCAUGAUUGUGUUGUAACUGUUGUUUGUGUUUUAGAAAACUCUUGUACAUUUCAACCGGAACCGUUCUUAUUACGGGUCUGAUCUCA